This is a messenger RNA of Anolis sagrei ordinatus, 4757 nucleotides long. RefSeq names its product NBR1 autophagy cargo receptor (gene NBR1). Gene Ontology annotation, cellular component: phagophore assembly site. NCBI's taxonomy places the organism in Eukaryota, Metazoa, Chordata, Lepidosauria, Squamata, Anolidae. Gene Ontology annotation, molecular function: zinc ion binding; ubiquitin binding. The record is from RefSeq and is a predicted model, not a curated record. Gene Ontology annotation, biological process: macroautophagy.
UGCGAGCAGACGCUGUUGCGAGGGGAAGCUCAGCCAGUCUGCCUGGUUUCGCGCGUCACAGCGCCUGAGGGGGCCAGGGGACGGAGGCGGAAGGAGACUCCAGUCCCCGAAAGGCCUCGCACUCGGCCUUCCUCCGUGGCGCCAGCACCGGCUGGGAAUAACGUCCUGCAGAAUGGAUCCCCAAGUCAAGCUCAAUGUGACCUUCCAAAGUGACACCCAGAGCUUUCUCGUUUCUGAUUCCGCUAGUACCACAUGGGCUGAUGUGGAAGCCAUGGUGAAAGUCUCAUUUGAACUGAAUGAGAUCCAGAUUAAAUACCUAGAUGAAGAUCAUGAUGAGGUAUCUGUCAAUACUGCAGAGGAAUAUGAAGAGGCUUUGAAGAUUGCAGUGAAACAAGGCAAUCAGCUACAAAUGAAUGUGUAUGAAUUAAGUACUGCUUCAGACAUGCUUCCACAGCAAGCUCCUGAGACAUCUGAGAGACCAGUUGUUUCUAAAGAUGGGAGAAAGCCUCUUUCUCACUAUUCUUCGCUUGCUCGGACCUUGGCACAGGACAAAGUCGCGGAGAAGGAGAGGGAACAGAGUGGGCCCCAUCUCAGUGAAGCCCCACCUGAGUGGUUCACAAGCUACUUGGAAAAGUUCCGUGAACAAGUGGUCCAAGAGACAGUUGAAAUGCUCGAACAGAAGUUGAAUGAGAAGCUUCUCCUCUACAACCAACCUCCCAGCUCCUUGAGCAGCUCAACCCAUCAGGCUCCUGUGAGCCCUCCAGUGCAAAGCAAUCCCUUUGACUGGCUCCUCUCCUGCAGCAACUGUCAGGCCCCCAUCGUGGGCAUUCGCUACCAGUGUAGUGUGUGCCCAUCCUACAGCAUCUGUGAAUUGUGUGAAGCAGGAAUCUAUGCCCAUGAUCCUAACCACGUGCUUUUGAAGCUGCGAAGACCUAUCUUGUGCAUCUCAGAGUCAUACAACCUUGGACAGUUCUCCCCUCGCCUUGCCACUCUGGAACAAGUCAGGCUCCAAAAACAGAUGGAUAAGCGUUUCCUGAAGGCUGAGAAGCAACGCUUGCGAGCAGAGAAGAAGCAGCGUAAGGCCGAGGUGCGGGAACUCAAAAAGCAGCUGAAGUUACAUCGGAAAAUCCAUCUCUGGAACUCUAGUCAUGCUCUGGAGAACACCAGCUUAGCUGUUACCAAGACUGAAAACCUACAGUCCAGUACACUUCUUCCCCUUCAAGGUUGUCCUGUCAUUGUCCCCACUCUGAGCGCUGCCUUCGUGGAUGAGAAUCUGCCAGAUGGAACCUGUCUCAGGCCAAGGACAACCUUCAUCAAACAUUGGCGGAUGAGGAACACUGGCAACAUGGAGUGGAGCUCUGAAACCAAGCUAAAAUUUAUGUGGGGGAACCUAACCCUGUUGUCUUCAGAGAAGAAGGAUGUGAUUGUACCCUCCUUGCUACCUGGCCAGGUGGGAGUUGUCUCAGUGGAGUUUGUGUCCCCGGCAGUGGAAGGAACCUACACAUCUCACUGGCGGUUAUCACACAGGGGGGAGCAAUUUGGCCCCAGGAUCUGGUGCAGCAUUGUUGUCGACCCCAAUUCCUCCAAUACUGAAUAUACAGAGAAUUGCAAGCUGGUAUCUACUUUCUGCCAGAAGGGCAGAUCCCUUUGUAAGGAAGAGGAAAGACUCUCUAAGUUCAAGGCAGAAGCUCUGCAGGCUGUUGAUAGUGCCAUGCAGGGAGGUUUGGUCAGCCGGACUGCUCCAACCAAUGUCAAAAGCAUCCUAAGUGCUAGAGAGUUUUACAUCCCUUCAGUCGACCUUCUCACAGCUCAGGAUUUACUCUCCUUUGAAUUGCUGGAUAUUAACAUUGUGCAAGAACUGGAGCAAGUCCCUCGCAACACUCCUGUUGACACGACUCCAGAUAUGUCAGUCCUGCCCCAUGACACCUCCCCAUUGGACAACACCAGUCUGGACCAGAAGCAGGAAGAAAGGGAAGAAAAUACAUGUAAACAAUUACCUGAUACUCUGGUGGGGAAAGGAAAGACUGAAAACUCAGCAAAUCUAGAGGAAGCAGAAGAAGACAUGAGUGGGAGACAGUUUGUGUGUGAAACAGUCAUUCGCUCUCUCACGUUGGAUGCUGCACCUGACCAUAGGCCCCCACAAAGAAAGAAGUCUUUGCAGGGGUCUCUGCAAACACUACAAGAUACCAUCCACUACAUCCCUAAAAGCAAGGACCCUGUUAGCCCUGUUUCUACACCAAAAGAGCCAGAGUCUAGCAAUCGAGGCAUGGAGAUAGCUAGAGAACUAGACUUCGAGAAUCUCUCAGUGCAUGAUGGGGAGGAGCCGAGGGAUGGGGAAGCAGAAGAUGAUGCCAAGGAUGAAGUCUGCAGCCAAGCAUCGUCUACCUCCUCUGAGGAUUAUAUCAUCAUACUCCCAGAGUGCUUCGACACUAGCCGUCCUCUGGGCGACUCCAUGUACAGUUCUGCUCUCUCUCAGCCAAGCUUGGAGAAAGCGGCAGAGACCUCAGCACAUCCUGAAGGAGUGAGCCACUUGCCAGUACAGAAUAUCAAUGAUAUACUGACCACUUCGCAGACACUGGAUGAAGUACCGUUGAUCCCUCAAAUUGUGGAACCGCAGCCCACAAGAAUUCUGGCACCUUCUCAAAAUAACAGUUCCCCAGCAAGUAGUGCUCCUAAUAGAGAAGACACUCCUUUGAUUCCUGACCAAAUGAGAGAAGAGAUCCAAGGAGGAGAGAUACCCGAGCCUCCUCCAAUAGGGAAUGAAAAGAUCACGCAAACAUGCCCAGAAUUAUCCAGACAUACGCAGGGAAACAGCAUCGCUGGUGGCUUGGUGAAGGGGGCCUUGUCAGUGGCUGCCUCCGCCUACAAGGCUUUGUUUGCCGGACCACCUUCCUUGGACCAGGCUCUUCCUGUGACCACUGAGGAUCAUAUGGCCACCUUCCUAUCCAACCUGAGCGAGAUGGGCUUCCGUGACCGGCACCUUAACCUCAGGUUGCUGCGUAAACACAACUGUGACAUGGCCCAAGUUGUCACAGAAUUGUUACAGCUAAGUCACAGUGACUGGUAUGAAAACCAGUACUGAACUUUGUUCCUCUUGCUCAUUAAAAAAAUGAGCAGCAAGCGGCACCAGCAGCAUUCUGCUCCCUUCUAUUCCAGCAUACCAGAGAUGAUUGGGCUCUGUUUUUCAGCACCGUACAGUUCCCAAUGUACCAAUUUCCCAUAGAUCAGACACUAGGAUUUUCUUUUUCUUUAAACCCUUAAACACUAGUCUUCAACUGACAUAAUGCAAGAGUCUUUGUAGAAGAAAAGAGAUGAACAUACAUGAAGAGCUCUGUCACUAACUUGUAGCUAUUGUUGAUGUGCUGCAAGAACACAAGAAGUUGGCAUGGAGUGGGGGGCAUGUUUCUGAAGACCCAUCUCCAAAUUCUGUCAAUUUGUGAAGGAAGUAACCAAGCGGUUUAUUCUCUAGGUUGUUUGAAAAUGCCCCAUGUCUUAUUGAAGCAAUAAUUUUAUCGCCAACUCCAUGUUGUGUGUCUCGCAGGCACGGACACUGCCUGGAAAGAAAUUAUAUUCUAAUUACUGUUUUCUCCUGUCAAGACUCAUCUGUCCUUUAUAUGCUGCUGUUUGAGGGUUCAUUAUUGGGAAUGGAAUAGUGUUAAAAGAGCCGAGUAGGUAAGAGAAUUCACUGGGUGGCUUGCCAUGCAAAAUACCAAAAGAAAGAGCAGUUGCUCCAACUAUGUAGAUCUUUAGAGCUAUUAUUGAUAGUUAAUGCUGGGAAGUAUUGGAAGGGCAGAUGGUCAAGACACACAUGAGUGUUUCAGAAGCUAUUUUUGUAGACAUUUUUACCGCUCAAGAGUUUCAGAGGGAUAGAAUCCCAAACGCAGUAUUCUUGAUUCAUUCUGUCUAGAUAAUGGACCAAUUUGGGAGUUUUAAAAAUUAAAUGACUUUAAUUAUGCUUGAUAUAGUUCAAAUAUGUUAGUAGCGCUAUUCUUGCAUGACACAGAGCAGGCAAAAAAAACACAUUGGAAAUACUGGAAAAGAGAGAGAAUUAAGCAAAAGCUACCUACAUCCCUCAAUCAAAAGAUAUGGGACUCAAAAUACAGUAGGGAUUUUUUCCCCUAACAAUCUUACAUUAAAUCUGAAUUUUGUCAGUUCCCACUGGAUUGUCCUUUUACUUUACUCUCAGGUGUUCCUUUGACUUUUCAAAUAUUAUUGAAAUAAUGGAUGCUUACUCUUUCAAAAUGUGGUGAUGGCGUAGACCAGAUCUGCUUUUUCUGUGAUUAAUAAUACCAGUAAUGAGGAAGCCAGAAUCUAGAAAUGAGUGGGAGAAAAGCCUCUUCUUAAGAAGAAAAGAAAUGUAUGGAAAAUGUACUCAUGCAGAAUGCUGCUUUGGGAAAGAAAAUUACUUCACAGAACGCUAAAACCUUAGAAGAGAAACAUUCACUUUUGGAACGUCUUAUUGUUGAGGCGAUGGGGAGAGAUCUUGAUAUUCCCAAAUAGAUUUUCUUGGUUUUGUAUCAAUUAGUUUUAUUGCUACAAGUUCGUUCUGAACAUUUCUUGUUAGACUUAGAGAGAAGAACAUUCUUUUUAGGUUUCAAAAAAAGCUGAAGUUUUCUUUUGUUGGCUUUAUAUAUUUUAUGAGAGGAUGCAUGGAUGAUAAUUUAAACAGUGCAAAUCUUUGUAUAUUAUUUAGAAUAAGCACUUUGAAACUGUCUUUUGGGUGUGACAAAACAUUAAAUAAAAUAUACAUGAAAGGA